Molecule: messenger RNA, 2430 nt
Organism: Bemisia tabaci
Lineage: Eukaryota; Metazoa; Arthropoda; Insecta; Hemiptera; Aleyrodidae
Source: RefSeq, a predicted model, not a curated record
CAUGGACGCUCGAGGCUCGGAGUUCUCGAAGGCGGUGCGGUGGUCGGACGAGACGGUGUUCUCUCGGCGAGCCCAUUUUUUAGCCGAGCGGGUCCCGGCCGCCCUCCAGGUCGACCACAUCCGCGAGUCCGACGCCGGCGUCUACCGCUGCCGCGUCGAUUUCAAGUUUGCUCAAACCCGAAACUCAAAAGUCAACCUUACAGUCAUAGUGCCACCGCAAAAACUCAUAAUCACUGACGAUGUUGGAUUAGAACGAACUACCGUAGUUGGGCCUUACAACGAACACUCCUCGCUCAGACUGAAAUGCAAAGCAAUCGGAGGGAAACCGAAGCCAUCGGUUUGGUGGCAUAGAGAAGGAACUAAAAUGGGAAGUCCAGACGUGAUCAACUCGAAAGGCGAGGUCAUGAGCGAAGUGACUUUGCCCAGGUUAGGGCGCUCGGACCUCCAUUCGGUCUUGACCUGCGUGGCAGCCAAUAACAAUCAAUCUCGCCAAUUGUCCGCCUCAGUACAAAUAGAUAUGAACUUUCCACCUUUAGACGUGAGGAUUACUGAAACAACGCAGCCGCUGUCGGCUGGUCGGAGGGCCGAGUUUCAGUGCCAAUCUUCCGGCUCGCGACCCCCCGCCAAGGUCACGUGGUGGCUGGAUCAAGAACGACUGCCCACCACCAAAGAAACGACGUCAGGUGACGGGAACACGACGAUAAGCACGCUUUUUUUCACAGCGAAUAAAUCCAACUCAGGACAAUCCCUGUCAUGCCGCGCGGAAAACACAGCGCUCUCCACCAGCUACUUGGAGGACGGGUUGAAACUCCACGUUCAGUAUAAACCAGAGCCGAAAUUGGUGAUUGGUGCCUCUAUAAACCCUAACACGAUUCGGGAAGGAUCCGACGUCUAUUUCGACUGCACCGUACAAGCUGAUCCUCCAGCUCAUCGAGUUCAAUGGAAGCACAACGGUCGGAAUUUGCCUCACAACAGUGGGAAGAAUGUGAUAAUCAGUAACCAAAGCCUUGUCAUGCAAGGAGUGAGCCGAACUAACGCAGGCAACUACACGUGCCUUGGAUACAACACCGAGGGCGAAGGAGAGAGCCCUCCUUUCUACCUUAACGUCUUGUACGCGCCGACGUGCGGGAAGAACCAGUCGCGGCUCCUGGGCGUGGCGAAGCAGGAGCGGGUGAACAUCUCGUGCGAGGUGGACGCCAACCCGCGGGACGUGGUGUUCCGGUGGAUGUUCAACAACUCGGCCCAGAGCGAGGACGUGGCGCCCGGCCUCGUCGUCAAGUCCGGCACGGCCAGCGUCAUCUCCUACACCCCGCUCACCGAGCUCGACUACGGCACCCUCCUCUGCUGGGCCUCCAACAAGAUCGGCCACCAGCGCACCCCCUGCGUCUUCCAUAUCAUCGCUGCAGGACGACCGGAUCAAGUGCACAACUGCUCGGUGCACAACAUGUCCUUGAACUCGUUCAUGGUCCGCUGCUCGGAGGGCUUCAACGGCGGACUCCACCAGUCCUUCAUCGCUGAGGUCCGCGAUUUCAACUCGCAGGAGCUCCGCGCCAACGUGACGUCACCUGUCCCGCGCUUCACCAUCUACGGCUUAGAUCCAUCAACGAAUUAUCAAGUGCACGUCUUCGCCUUCAACCAGAAGGGCCGCAGCGAGCCUCUCGUCCAGCAGGCCUUCACGCUGAGGCUCCCUGAGAAGCACUUCACUAGUGAUAGAGAUCGGUUACGACAUUCAGCAUUCCACCUUACGACACCCAUGAGCGUAGUGGUUGGCAUUGUGGGUGCUUUAUUCAUAGCUGCUUGUUUCGUGGCAGCAGUGCUACGGUUGCAGUGUUCCCGAAACGAGCGGAAACGGCUCAAACAGAAUACGAGCCCCUCCAAAGAGACUGAAAAAGACAUCGCUGGUACGGACAGUGGCGGUGACAGUGAUGAAAGGAAUCCUGACAUCAUUCCACACCCUAUAACAGAUUUUGAUGAGACUGAGCGAAGGCAACUUGUUUCGACGAUAGAAAGUGCAAGACUUAUACAUACUCAUGGAGGUUACUCACCCAUUCGAAAUGGAACCCUCCCACUUAGGCAUUUAUACUCACCAAACUUACAGACUAUACCCUGUGAUGACAACCUUUUGAUAGGAGGGGGCACUCUACCGAGGCAGAAGAGGACAAAAUAUGAAGUUAGUUCAUGUGUACAGACGCUGAGGCAACCAAUCGUGGCUACACCACUGCUGCCUGAAGGAAUCCCCUUUCCUCAUUCACCUCUCAAAGUAAACAGCUCAUUAGUAAACAAGCGAGAGAGUGCUGUUUGACUAACAACUCAGUUGUAAACUCAAAGUUUACAACAGCCUGAUAGUUAUUAAUGUUUUUCUACUCUUAAAUUUGUAAAUAUGUAACUUUUUGUUUUCCCCUUUUUUAUUUUCUAUUUCUUAAUAAAAAG